AUGUUCAGCUUCCGAUCACUGCCUCACCCGGGUGCACACAAGGAAUGUAAAUUUCGAUAUAAUUACGAUAUAACCAGGCAAGCAAAUCUGAUGCAGGUGAAUACACUAACCCCCAAUAUUAAAAUUACUCAUACCACUACUCUCCAAGGCUUUUUUUGUAAUUUUCUAAGAUCCCUCUACGACCCUAAACGAGGCGCAUUCUCCCGCCUCGCCCGUGAAGACACCAGUAACGAACGGCGGGAGGUGGACGGUUCGGAUCUCCGCUCACCACUGCCCGCUUCGCCAUUAUCACAUCUGGAAGUGGCCCGGUUAGAAAGGCGGGCACGACGUGGCGUGGCCGAGACGCGGGGCCGCCGAGUCCGCGGGGACUGGAGCGCAGCCGGCCUCCGACCCGACCGCGCGCGGGUCGCCCGCACGCCCAUACUCCGGGUUCUGAGAAAAGCCGGCAUCGACGGCCGGGGCCGGCCUUCUCUGCUGCGCAGGCUCAGUGCACUUACCCGGCAUGGAAGAGGCGGCUCUCUUGUGUGUGACAGUCGCGGUCCUGAUGUGGGCCUUUCUUUGGGUUUGGGACUCCUCGGAACGAAAAAGAACUCGGGAGCAGGCUGGUCUGCCGGGAGCUGGAAGCCGGACCCUCCUGGUGAUUGCACACCCAGACGACGAGGCUAUGUUCUUUGCUCCCACCGUGAUAGGCUUGGGCCGCCUACAGCACCAGCUGUCCCUGCUCUGCUUCUCUGCAGGGAUUUUCCAGAUGACCCAGGAGUGCAGUGGGACACAGAACACGUGGCUAGCGUCCUCCUCCAGCACAUAGAGGUCAAUGGCAUCAGCCUGGUGGUGACUUUCGAUGCAGGGGGAGUCAGUGGUCACAGCAAUCAUAUUGCUCUGUAUGCAGCCGUGAGGGCCUUGCACUCAGAAGGGAAGUUCCCUGAAGGCUGCUCUGUGCUGACGCUUCAGUCUGUGAAUGUGCUGCGCAAAUACCUCUCCCUUCUGGAUCUGCCCUGGUCUCUGCUGCGCACGCAGGAUGUCCUCUUCGUGCUCACCAGUGAGGAAGUGGCCCUGGCCAAGAAAGCCAUGUCCUGCCACCAUAGCCAGCUCCUGUGGUUCCGCCACCUCUACAUUCUCUUCUCCAGGUACAUGAGAAUCAACUCACUGCACUUCCUCUCCAGCCUUGAAGAAUUUUCAGAUCUAAGGAACAAAGGAGAGCAAUAGACCAGGAAACCCAGGGACCUGGCCUGAAGCGGGCUUAAUUCCCUGAGCCAAAGGAAAGCACAGCCAAAGAGCCUCUGCGAAAGAGAGGCUCUGUGGGCAAAUGUGCUACCCAAACUUCCUUAGGCUUCUUCUUCUGGGGGGAAAACUCUGAAAUAGCCAAAAGCAAACCAGCUUCUGGAUAAUAAUAGCUACCUGCUAGCUUCUCAAGUCUUUGAGAAACAUUUUACAUGAUAAUACAGUGUAUAUCAAAUACCUAGCACAGAGCUUGGGCAGGUUCUUAACCACAAAUGAAUGUAAAAGUGCCCUAAAAACACUUCACAGAUGUGUUUUUACAUGGAUUCCAGAGCAGGGUGUCUUGGUUCAUUUUCUGUUGCUAUAAUUGAAUAUGACAAAUCCAGUAACUUAUUAAAAAAUAAGAGAUUUAUGUA
This is a messenger RNA of Chinchilla lanigera (long-tailed chinchilla), 1634 nucleotides long. RefSeq names its product phosphatidylinositol glycan anchor biosynthesis, class L (gene Pigl). NCBI's taxonomy places the organism in Eukaryota, Metazoa, Chordata, Mammalia, Rodentia, Chinchillidae. Gene Ontology annotation, cellular component: endoplasmic reticulum. The coding region runs from base 1 to 1206 and encodes 401 amino acids. The transcript has 9 exons. Gene Ontology annotation, biological process: GPI anchor biosynthetic process. Gene Ontology annotation, molecular function: N-acetylglucosaminylphosphatidylinositol deacetylase activity. The record is from RefSeq and is a predicted model, not a curated record.